Symbiodinium natans is the source of this 1101-nucleotide messenger RNA. NCBI's taxonomy places the organism in Eukaryota, Dinophyceae, Suessiales, Symbiodiniaceae. The record is from the annotation of a GenBank genome assembly.
AUGUCAAACAUGCAGUCCGCCUGGCAAGUUAUAUUGCAGGCUAGCGACGAUGAACUGCGUGAAAGCAUUUUGCACUUGCCAACCCGGCAACAGCACCGCAUUGCAUUCCUCACACUGCAAUGCACAACCGCAGGCAUGUACCAUGCAGAGUACUGCGACGCAAGUUGGCGCGACACAGUACUGCAUCAGUGGGAAGAUCUCCCAGCUUCCGCAUAUGCAGCUACCGCACCCGCGCCCGCAGAGAGCAUGCAAGCACCGCCCUACCCGGACAACGGCACCAGCGCAGAUGAUGACAUGCCACCACCGCCCUGGCCCGAGAGCACUACCGCAACGCAAUCCGCGGGCCCAGAACCACAGCAGACCGCAUCCUCCUCCUCCUCGGCAGACGGGGUGCAACAGCUGUCACAACUGCUCACCAAUCUGCUCCAGCAACAGCAGCAGCAGCAGCAGCAGUCGCAGCCACGACCGCAGCAGCAACCGAGACAAGCCUGGGCAGACAUCCAAGACACAGCACCGCAACCAAAGCAGCAGCCCACAGCAAAAGAGCCGCCUGGCAAGAAGCCGCCCCCCAAACUGCCAGACCACAUCCACGGGCCCAAUCCACAGCAAACACCGCAACAGCCCGCAGCACAGCAGCCCACACAAGGGCCACCGCGCAGCAUCUUUCCGCAGCCGCCGAGCCAGCAAGACCCACAGCCCACACAGCAGCCACAGCCAUCAGCACCGCAAACGGAUUCCAUGCAAAACGGCUUCGACGUCAACUUCGGAGUCGGACCGCCAAUCCCACUGCACGACUGCCACAAGCGCCCACCGCUAGGCUAUUUUCCGCAAGGGUGCGAACCUGCACAGGCAAACCUUUGCAACCGCAAAAUCUUUUUUACUGCCCAGGGCAAACCCUGGUACCGCAACCCCAAAAAGGGGACACCGCAUUGCGCUAUUCGCUGCAACGACCCCGACUGCAGUUACGGCGGAGCCGCGCCCUGCAAUUACCCACUGCCCGUCCCCUUUAGCAACGACACGCACACGCAUCAUACCUGCAGCCAAUGCAAAGCGCAACGCAAUGCAGACCGCGGUCUCAUUAGCAUACAGCCCUUGAAUUAA